This is a messenger RNA of Nylanderia fulva, 4199 nucleotides long. RefSeq names its product phospholipid-transporting ATPase IF. Gene Ontology annotation, biological process: phospholipid translocation. Gene Ontology annotation, cellular component: plasma membrane; endoplasmic reticulum. NCBI's taxonomy places the organism in Eukaryota, Metazoa, Arthropoda, Insecta, Hymenoptera, Formicidae. The record is from RefSeq and is a predicted model, not a curated record. Gene Ontology annotation, molecular function: ATPase-coupled intramembrane lipid carrier activity; magnesium ion binding; ATP hydrolysis activity.
AUGUGACGUCAUAGUGUGACGUAACGUAGCUUGCGUUGUACAAACUUCCGAUUUAAAACGUGAUAAACAGUAAUAAUUCCGGUAUAAUCGAAGUUUAUUCUUGAAUGAAUAAGACCGCAAAGAUUGAAGAUACCGAGCAAGUUUGAAGCCGUUCAAUGUGAUAAAGGUUUAUCGCAACCGCUCCUUCAGUUUAACAAAAUGUUAUUUUCAGAAUGCGCAUAAAACGCGAUAAGAUUUUUCGCUGAAUCUAAUUUCUUGGUACAACGCAAAAAAAUGCUACUUUAAGGCAAAGACAAUACUAUUAUUGUUAGUUGACUAUAUAGAGGAAGUUAUUGAAGUCGCGUUUAACGACCGUGGCCUUUGUCCGAGGUGUAAAUUUUUUUCUACCAGGGACGGUAACAUUAUCAUCCCAACUUAAUCAACGUUUAGUCCUAUGUCGAACGUUCACGCAACUCGUGCUUAUAUGAAACAUUUCGCGAUAGAAAUAACGUAGAAUGUAAUGUGGAAUUGUUUGAGUAAAAGAACUUUUUCGUACGCAACGCAAGAAAGUGCUGAAUAUUUAUGUCUGUUGAAUUUGGGUGGUACAUCAUCAGUACUUAACGAUCACAGAAUCGUGAAUAUUAAUCCUACGAACGAUCCAUUAGAUACACAUUUUACCAGCAAUCGUGUCAUAUCGCAUAAGUACACAAUAUGGAACUUCAUUCCAAAGAAUUUCUUCGAACAGUUCCGACGAGUAGCGAAUUGUUAUUUCCUGCUAACGACAAUAAUCGCAAUUUCAAUAGAGUCACCCAUUUCGCCCGUAACCAGCGCACUGCCUUUAUCAUUCGUUAUUCUUGUGACCGCUUGUAAACAGGGAUACGAAGAUUAUUUGCGUUACAAGACAGAUCAACGCGAUAACCGGAGACCUGUUAAUGUAAUCCGCAACAAAUGUACGCAGGAUAUAUAUUGCGAACAAAUAGUGGUAGGUGAUUUUGUAAAAGUCUCUCGGGAUGAGGACGUGCCAUGUGAUCUCGUUCUACUUUAUAGCGAGACUCCAGGAUGUUGUUAUGUCACGACAUCCAAUCUCGACGGAGAAACAAAUCUAAAGUCGUUACAAGUUCCGAAAGUGGUCUCGAAAAUGCCGCUUUCGCAUAUAGUAGGUAUGGAAGCGACGAUUACGUGUCAACAUCCUAUGGCAAAUCUUUAUACCUUCUAUGGCAAACUUGAGAUUAACAAUGGCAGGGAAGUAUUGAAUGGGCAUCUAACGAUAGAUAAUCUUUUGCUGCGUGGAUCGAGGCUAAAAGACACCGAAUAUGUGGUCGGUUGUGCAGUUUAUACUGGACAGGACACAAAAUUGUCACUCAAUUCAAAGAUAGUCAGCAAUAAAUUCUCAAUCGCUGAGAAAUCUAUUAAUAAAUACCUUAUUAUAUAUGUCGGGAUACUGUUGAUUGAAGUAUUAGCAUCUACUCUGCUGAAGUUGUACGUUGAAUCCUAUGAAAAAUGGGACAGCUAUCUGGGCCCAUUACCUGCAAUUAAGUUUUCAACGUUGAUUACGGAUAUUAUGAGCUUUCUUAUCUUAUUCAAUUACAUCGUCCCGAUAUCAUUAUAUGUCACUGUCGAAUUACAAAAGUUCCUCGGCUCCUUUUUUUUCGGCUGGGACUUGGACAUGUACGAUGCGGACAGCGAUCAGCCUGCGCUCGCCAACUCGUCAGACUUGAACGAGGAGCUUGGUCAGGUUGAAUAUUUAUUUACCGAUAAGACCGGCACGCUCACUGAAAAUUUGAUGGUGUUCAGACGCUGCUCGAUCAAUGGCAACGUGUACAUGGAAAAAGAUUGCGACGGAAAUCUUUAUCUAUUGCCGUCAAGCGGAAACGAAGAGGAGGCUGUCAAGCUAACGUCAUGGGAGGAGAAUAUUUGGCAUUUCAUGAUAAGUAUAUCGCUGUGCCACGUGGUCCAAAUCGCACCGCCGAGUCAACGUCCCGAAAUCGUAGCUAAACGCACUUUGUUCCGCGAAAGCUUCAGAUUAAAAAAAAUCACGAGGGUCAACAGUACGUUGAUGAUGCAUCCGGAUUUACCUCAAUAUCAGGCAGCAUCGGCAGACGAGAAGGCACUGGUGGAGGCAAGUGCCAGAUGCGGUGUUAUUUUUCAGAAGGAUACUAAUGAGGAAAUGCACAUCCAAAUCAACAAAAACGCAUUAGUUUUUCAGAAAUUGGAGAUACUAGAAUUCACUUCUGAACGAAAAAGAAUGUCGGUCAUAGUGAAAGAUUCUGCAAACGAUAUUUGGCUAUAUUGUAAGGGUGCGGAUUCGGCUGUUCUACCAUUAAUUGUUGAAGGAAAGAUGCAAGAAGCUUCCCUUCAUGUUUCCGAUUUCUCCAUGAGAGGUUUGCGAACAUUAGUUAUAGCGUACAAGAAGAUGGACACAUCUGAGUAUAAUAGGUUAUCGCAAAAUAUCGAGCAAGCUAGACAGAUAAUCGGCACGGAGAGAGCAGCGCACAUGACAUGUGCAUAUAAUCUUAUGGAGAACGGACUCAUUUUACUCGGAGUAACCGCAGUAGAAGAUCGUCUACAAGACAAUGUGCAAGAGACUUUGGAAUGCUUACGAGUCGCGGGAAUCAAAAUAUGGGUGCUCACGGGAGAUAAAGCAGAAACUGCGGAGAACAUUGCUUUUCUCUGUGGCCAUUUUAAAAAGGGUACCGAAGUUUUAAGACUGAUGGAGGAAACCUCAGGGCAAUCCUGUUUACUGAUUCUUACUAAUUUCGACCGCAAAAUAAAAUUGGAACCACAUAAGCAGUACGGUUUGAUAAUAGAUGGUACGAGCAUGGCAGCGAUUUUACGAAAUUGUCCCGGAUUAUUUAAAUCUGUCGGAAUGGCCUGUGAAGCAGUCGUCUGUUGCAGAUUGACGCCGUUGCAAAAAAGCGAGAUUGUGCAUUUGAUAAAAACUGCACGUAGUCGUCCGCACACCGCGGCUAUCGGCGAUGGCGGAAACGACGUUUCGAUGAUACAGGAAGCUCAUGUGGGAAUCGGAAUAUUGGGAAAAGAAGGUCGCCAAGCGUCGAUAUCGGCCGACUUUGCUUUCACAAAGUUUAUGUAUCUGAAAAAAGCAUUGUUAGUGCAUGGUCACUGGUACUAUCUGCGCAUCACCAUCCUGAUGCAGUAUUUCUUCUACAAAAACCUAGUAUUCAUAACGCCGCAGGUGCUAUUCGGCAUUCACAGUGGUUUCUCCACACAGGAACUUUAUGAUGGUGUAUUUCUAAUGUGCUUUAACUUGUUAUUCACGUCGCUACCAAUAUUGCUAUACGGAUUAUUGGAACAGGAUCACAAUGCGAAAAAACUUAUGCGACAUCCGUACUUGUAUAAACUUAAUAAAAACAAUUACUUAAUGUCAAGAAAACAAUUCAUGGUAUGGAUGCUUUUAGGAUUAUGGCAUACAGGGAUAACAUAUUUUAUGAUAUAUUGUAUCUCAUACAUCAAUCCAACGUAUUUGUACGAUAAUACACCGGUUGACCACUGGGCUUACAGUACAUGCAUUUUUCAUAUAGUAACUUUACUAGCGAAUUUACAGAUUUUGUUGCGUAGCUCAUAUUGGACAUUCCCAUUAGUUCUAAGCGUAUUACUUUCCGAAUUAGUAUUUUUUCUAAGCGCAUUUUGCUAUUCGGUUAUAAAUGUGAAAUACGAUGGUGACAUGUUUGGGGUCUUUGAGAGAUUAUUAAUGUCGCCCUCGUUCUGGUUAAUUACCAUUAUCAUCGUUGUUGUUUGCUUAAUACCUGAUUUUUUAUUACUUACAAAUGAGACUUGCAGACCAAUGAAAAUUUUGCGGAGAAUUGAAGAACCUAUACAAAUUUUCAAUUGUACUGACGACGACAGCGAACGUAGAUCAUCGCAAAUGGGACACCGCAUGUUUCCAUGGAGAGGUAGCCUAUCGUUGCACAAAGCGGAAUAAUAUGCUGAAAAGACUGCCGCUUUGAGCGGUUCAAUAUUGUUCACGCAAACAAAGAAGUCUAAUAAUAUUUCUAACACCUUAUUUACGAUUCCUUUCAUAUCAACGAUAUAAUUUAAAGUUGCUGAUAUGACUGAUUAUAUUACAAUUAUUAAAGAAACUUAGACAUUUACUGACAAAAUCAGAGUCCGACAUAAAUUACAAGAUUAAUAUUAUGCCGCUAUUAUAAUAGAAUCAUUUUUUUUCAUUUCUAUAAUUUUUAAAGCCUGAAAAUUUAUAUACA